AUGGUAAUAGCUCAAGAAACCACCAGUGCUACUAGUCAUCACCGGAGACUCACUUUCGCCGCCUUCUUAAACUCCGAUCCCGCCGCCGGCGAAGAAGAACAGAAGCACGACGAUGACCUCAACAAUCCCAUUAACUCUCAACGUCAAAGCAAUGUCUCGACGACGAGCGGCGAUUCUUCUCCUAACCAAGUUCUAUCUCCAUGGAAUCAGACUUUUUCACCAUACUACACCGACACAACAACGACUCCGACCAUGUCUCCUUCGCCGUGGAACCAGACUUACUCUCCGUACUACAAGUCUCCGUGGAUCUACCAGACCCGUAACAACAUCGACGAUGAUCAAGAACACGGUUUGAUCGGUACGAUCGUGAGACAAGAAGGUCAUGUUUACUCUUUAGCUGCUUCUGGAGAUCUUUUAUUCACAGGAUCCGAUUCGAAAAACAUUCGGGUCUGGAAAGAUCUCAAAGAUUUUUCCGGGUUUAAAUCAACAAGCGGAUUAGUUAAAGCGAUUGUAAUAACCGGAGAUAACCGGAUUUUCACCGGUCAUCAAGACGGUAAAAUCCGGGUUUGGAAAGGUUCAAAAAGAAAAACCGGUGGUUAUUCACGAAUCGGAAGCUUACCGACUCUAAAAGAUUUUUUAACCAAAUCGGUUAAUCCGAAGAACUACGUCGAAGUCCGUCGCCGGAAAAACGUUCUUAAGAUCAAACACUACGACGCCGUUUCGUGUCUUAGCUUAAACGAGGAGCUCGGUUUACUCUACUCCGGUUCGUGGGACAAAACCCUCAAAGUCUGGAGACUAACCGAUUCGAAAUGUCUAGAAUCGAUUACGGCUCACGAUGACGCGAUCAACACGGUGGUCGCCGGAUUCGACGAUUUGCUAUUCACCGGAUCAGCCGACGGAACAUUGAAAGUGUGGAAACGAGAGCUUCAAGGGAAAGGGACGAAGCAUUUUCUGGUGAAUGUGUUGAUGAAACAAGAGAACGCAAUAACGGCGUUAGCGGUUAAUUUAACGGCGUCUGUUGUUUACUGUGGAACUUCUGACGGUUCCGUUAAUUUCUGGGAAGGAAAGAAAUUGCUUUCUCACGGCGGGACUCUCCGUGGUCAUCGUAUGGCGGUUCUCUGUCUCGCCGCCGCCGGAAGUCUGGUGUUGAGCGGCGGAGCUGAUAAGAAUAUCUGCGUGUGGAGGAGGAACGGAGAUGGGACUCACACGUGUCUCUCUGUUUUGAUGGAUCACGUGGGACCGGUUAAGUGUUUGACGGCGGUUGAAGUGGCGGAGGAAGACGGCGAGGGGAAAUGGAUAGUGUAUAGUGGAAGUUUGGAUAAAUCGGUGAAAGUGUGGCGCGUGACGGAGACGGCAUCUCCGGUGAUGAUUGGCUGA
Molecule: messenger RNA, 1377 nt
Organism: Arabis nemorensis
Lineage: Eukaryota; Viridiplantae; Streptophyta; Magnoliopsida; Brassicales; Brassicaceae
Source: the annotation of a GenBank genome assembly